Rhodamnia argentea is the source of this 1426-nucleotide messenger RNA. Its product is annotated as crocetin glucosyltransferase, chloroplastic-like. NCBI's taxonomy places the organism in Eukaryota, Viridiplantae, Streptophyta, Magnoliopsida, Myrtales, Myrtaceae. Bases 31 to 1419 code for a protein of 462 amino acids. The record is from RefSeq and is a predicted model, not a curated record. Gene Ontology annotation, molecular function: UDP-glycosyltransferase activity. The transcript has a single exon.
CUUCGAACAACCUCAGCUUGAACAAUCUUCAUGGCAAACCCCAACUUCCUCCUAGUGGCUUUUCCCAGCCAGAGCCACAUAAACCCCGCCCUCCAACUCGCGAGCCGCCUCCUCCGGACCGGGGCUUCCGUCACAUUCACCACCACGACGUCCGCUCACCGCCGCAUGACCGGACUCCAGAAGUCUGACCGUCUGACAUUCGCCACCUACUCGGACGGCGUCGAAGAAGGAUUGAAACCAAGCACUAAUAGCCUGGAGCACCUUAUGGACGAGACAGCACGACGGUGCUCGGAAGCCCUGAGACAACUCAUUGAGACGAGCCAAAGUAAGGGCCAGAACUUCACGUGCAUAAUUUACACGGCGGUCGCACCUUGGGUGGCCGAUGUUGCGCGUUGCUAUGACAUCCCGUCCAUUGUACUUUGGAUUCAACCAGCUACAUUGUUCGAGAUAUAUUACUAUUAUCUCAAUGGCUACGGUGGCAAUAUCACAAAUGAGAGCAACGGUCCUCCAUCACCGACUCCAUUACCGGGACUGCCGCCGCUCACGGGCCGGGACAUCCCUUCUUUCUUGUCCCCCGGGAGCCCAUUUGGUUUCCUUCUCACUUUAAUCGAAAAGCAAAUCCAAGUGCUCAAGGAGGACAGGAGACCAAGAGUGCUUGUGAAUACUUUUGAUGCAUUAGAAUUGGAGCAAUUGAACGCUAUCGAUGAGCUCGAACUGGUCGCCAUUGGGCCGCUGUUGCCCUCCUUCGAGGGACAAGACUCUUCCAACGCAUCGCUACGAGGCGACCUCUUCCAAGGCUCGGGGGAUUACAUCAAGUGGUUAGGCACAAAGCCCGCGGCCUCGGUGAUUUACAUAUCGUUCGGAAGUAUUUCCACGCUAUUGAAGCCGCAGAAGGAAGAAAUCGCACGCGGGCUGCUGAGCACCGGCCGGCCAUUUCUGUGGGUGAUCCGGAAAGGCGGAGACCACGGAAAGCAGGAGGAGUCGGAGGAUGGAUUGAGCUGCGAAGAGGAGCUGCGGAAACAAGGAAUGAUCGUGCCGUGGUGCUCACAAGUUGAGGUCCUGUCGCAUCCCUCGGUCGGGUGCUUCGUCACGCACUGCGGCUGGAACUCGACGCUCGAGAGCCUCGUCUGCGGGGUGCCGAUGGUGGCGCUCCCGCUGUGGGCCGACCAGCUGACCAACGCCAUGCUCAUCGAGGAUGUGUGGAGGGUCGGGGUGAGGGCGGACGGGAAUGGAGGAGGCAUUGUGGAAGGAGGCGAGCUCGAGAGGUGCUUGGAAUUGGUCAUGGGAGGUGGGAAGAGGAGCGAAGGAAUGAGAGGGAAAGCUGAGAAGCUGAAGGAUUUGGCAAGAGAGGCGGCCAAAGAAGGUGGGUCUGCGGACAAGAAUCUCAAGGCUUUUCUGGAAGAGAUUGUCUCUAGCUGAAGAGUAG